Messenger RNA from Ostertagia ostertagi, 1758 nucleotides. NCBI's taxonomy places the organism in Eukaryota, Metazoa, Nematoda, Chromadorea, Rhabditida, Trichostrongylidae. The record is from the annotation of a GenBank genome assembly.
AGGGCGGAAAAACGGGAGCGCAGUUCUGUUCGUCAAGCAGCACCAAGCUCUCUGAGGAGUAAGAGUAAAACGGUAAAUAAGCGGUCCCGUGUUCCGCCCAAUGGACCGCAACAGUGCUGGGUAUGUGCAGGACGUGGACACAUAGCAAAUCAAUGCUUCUUCAAGGGUAAAGCAUACUGCAAUUUGUGUUCACGGCCGGGGCACUUACCCAAGGCGUGUCGGAUGAGGAAAUUCCCGACCAGGUUCUCCCGCCAGGUACACUGGUGUGCGGAGCAAGAUGAUUCCGAUGAUGAGGGAAAUCAAGAAGUAACGAUUAGCAAUGUGCAGACAGCGAGAUGCCGGAAUCAUGUAGAGAAUUCCUCGCAAAGAAACAGGACCGAUACAGGGCACACGGGAAGGCUCGAAGAACCUUUGAUUAUUAGUAAUAGAGUUACCUCAAAAGCACGUGUGAGUAUAGAACCAGCCAUAAUGCUUCCCAUCAUAGUGAAUGGACGUACCGUUGAUUUCGAGUUGGAUACCGGUGCCUCUGUAUCAAUAAUUGACGAGGCGACGUGGUCGAUGAUAGGAAAACCAGAAAUGAGACCGACCAAGCUAGAAGCGACGGCUUACAAUAAUAGCCCUAUCAGUUUUGAGGGUCGGUGUACAGUGGAGUUACAAUUUAAGGGACGUGUGAUAACAAUGGAAGUGUAUGUGUUACGCACAGCUAGCCACCCAUUGUGUGGCAGAGAUAUGAUCAGGGGACUACAAAUAGAUUGUGGACCUCAUGUAAGAAGUGUGGAAGGCAAGAGGCCCUACACUAAAGAGCAGUUACGGGAAAAAAUGAAGAAUUUAUUAGAAGAGAACCAGGUAUUAUUUCAAAAAGGACUAGGGAAAUGUACGACGGCAAAGGUGUCACUGAAGUUGAAACAAGGAUUAGAAAAGCCUAAGUUUUGCAGAGUAAGACCAGUUCCUCUGGCAUUGAGGCCGAAGGUGGAGGCUAAGUUACAGGAGCUGGUAGAGAAUGGUACUUUGACUAGGGUGGAACAUUCGGAAUGGGCUACACCCUUAGUGGUAGUACCUAAGCCAGGAGGAAAAAUAAGGUUGUGCGGAGAUUAUAAGGUGACGGUAAACCCGCAGCUGGACAUCAACCAGUAUCCGCUCCCGAAGCCCGAUGACUUUCGUGUGGUGAUCCCGAAGAAGUUCCGCAGGAAGGUACUAGAAGUGCUACACCAUAGCCAUUAUGGAAGGAAUCGCAUGACUGCGUUGGCUAGGAGGAAAGUGUGGUACCUGGGAAUUGAUAAAGAUAUACAGAGGGUGGCACAGUCGUGUGCUAUUUGCGCUACCUUCGGGAAUGAAAUGAGAAAAACACCAUUGCAUCCCUGGGAAACGCCUGCGGGGGUCUGGCAAAGGUUACAUUUGGAUUUUGCGGAAACCAGUGACGGGAAGCGAUGGCUAGUAAUAGUGGAUGCAAAAUCAAAGUGGCCCGAAGUCGUGAAAAUGGGGGCAACCACGGUAGAAAAAACAAUAGAAAAGUUAAAGGAUAUUUUCAGUAUCCAUGGGUUGCCAGAGCAGAUAGUGGUGGAUAACGGGCCACAGUUUAUAGCGAGAGAAUUUAAAGAAUACUGUAUUAGGAGGAAUAUAGAGUUAAUUUUCAUUCCGCCUUACCAUCAUAAUUCUAAUGGAGAGGCGGAAAGAUUUGUGCAAACAUUUAAGAAAGGAUAUUAUAAAGGAAAGAAAUCGGGCAAAACGGAUAGAAGCGGCAGUGAGAGAUUUAUUAUU